Messenger RNA from Sycon ciliatum, 2442 nucleotides. Its product is annotated as CTD small phosphatase-like protein 2. Gene Ontology annotation, molecular function: phosphoprotein phosphatase activity. The transcript has 14 exons. The coding region runs from base 35 to 1438 and encodes 467 amino acids. The record is from RefSeq and is a predicted model, not a curated record. NCBI's taxonomy places the organism in Eukaryota, Metazoa, Porifera, Calcarea, Leucosolenida, Sycettidae.
UUGGAGUCGCUUCGACGUCACCCACGGCCUCCAUAUGCAGCCCCUACAGCCCAAGCGAAAGAGAAAGAACUGCACUGGCCCUGCUGUUGUUGUGAACUCCCAACGACUGCCCAAUGAGGUGGACUCAGUGGAUUGUCAGUUGUCCUCGUGUGCUGAGAAUUCAUCCGAUCAGUAUAAGCUGCACCAUUGGUUGCCUACCUGGAUGAAGAGAAUGCUGUGGGCCAGUCCAGGCGGACCUGGCGAGGCUGAUGGUCGUGAAGAGCGCUCAGAGGGCGAAGAUUCUGAUGAUACCGCUCCUUCAGCCAAACGGAAGCGGACUGGAAAUCGUCCUCGUCGCAAACCCCGUGGUGCUGUGGCGCAUGUCGCCGACCUGAUCACCUCAUCGCCUGCUCGUCCAGCAACAGCCAGAUCGCAGCUUACAACAGCAGCAGAGCCAAGUAUUGCAAUAGCGGCCACCUCGGCUGUUGCCACCUCGGCUGUUGCCACGACAGCGCCAGUUGACGAUGAUGAUGAUGAUGUCGAGUCGAGUUGUCCGUCCGGAGCAGCACCCGAGGACAAGGGAAUUCUCAGCACAAUCUUUUCCCCGGUGCUGUCCAUGUUCGGGCCUGCCAUCGACGGGCCGGAUAAACUGCGCAAUGGUGUCGCCUGCACGGAGGCUGUCACAACAGCCACGGAAGAAGUCACCACAGACCCUCAGAUCGCGUCGGCAGUGUCCUAUGACGUGGAGGAAACGGAUAGUGGCAUAGCGGAGGACGAUGAAGGAGAUGAGGAGGAAAUGCCAAUGCAGAUGGGGAUCGACCCGUACUACUUCAUCAAGUAUGCACCUCCUAUUCCUGAGGAUUUUCUGUACCGUCAGCCAGCACUGCCACUAAAGACACGCAGCUGCAAGUAUGAGUAUUCGCUAGUGUUAGACUUGGAUGAAACGUUAGUUCAUUGCACUGUGGACGAGUUGCAGGACGCGUCCUUUUCGUUUCCCGUUCUUGUCGCGGACACGCUACACAAGGUUUAUGUCAGAACGCGUCCGUUCUUUAGAGAAUUCCUCGAGCACGUCUCACAGUACUAUGAAGUGAUCUUAUUUACUGCAUCUAGAAGGGUAUACGCUGACAAAUUGCUAAAUGUGAUAGACCCAUAUCGUCAACUCGUUAGACAUCGCCUCUUCCGUGAGCACUGCAUACAGGUCCAAGGUAACUACAUCAAGGACCUGAGUAUUCUCGGACGUGACUUGAGCAAGAGCCUCAUCAUUGACAACUCUCCGCAUGCCUUCGCCUACAAUUUGACCAAUGGCAUUCCCAUCACUAGUUGGUUCGAUGAUGAAGAUGACCGGGAGCUGCUUGAUCUUCUUCCGUUCCUUGAUGACAUCGUCCGCAAUAAGUACCCGGACGUUCGCCCUAUCGUAGAGAAUCAUUUCAAGCUUCACCUCCGACUCCCACCGGACUGAUUGUUCGCCUCCUUACCAGUAAUUGUCCUAGACUCGAACGAAUUCCUUCGGCACAUGCCACUUUCUCCCAUGUCGUAAGGUGCAAGCCACGAUGGUCUCACUGCGCUUGGGAGAAGCAAGCGAAAAAGCAUUUCAAAGUUGUAAUCAUUCUUCCAUGAAACAUUUGACUCCUCAACAACGUAUCCUGACCGCCGACCGGACCAAGUUACCCGUUGAAGAUGCCCCGUGUGUGUGUGUGUGCGUGUGUGACUCUUCUCUUCCCUGCAUGCUUAUUUCAUGUAUUAUUUGCGUGCGUGCGUGUCUGUUCUUGAUGCAACCGAAGCUUGCACUGGACCUCCUCUCCUUUCUUUCUUCAUUUUUUUACUUUGUUCUUUUAUCCUUGCCAUGUGCUUGCUACUCUCCUGCCCCUCGUGUAUAUCUCAUUGAUAGUGAUGAUAGUUAGCUAGUGUGUUACAGCACCGUCCACUGCCUCGCUACUAUCAGCACUCUGCCCCCCGUCCCCGGGCUGCUAUCAUAGCCCCGAGCGCCCGUGCCGUAUUGCACGGAGUUGUCACCACCGUCUUGCCCCAUGCGUGCGCGGCGCCUCGCGUUCGCACGCUGCUUUUGCACCGCCAUGCUGAUCGUGCGGCAGUGCUGUCUUCGUUUCCCUUGACCCAUGUCCUUCUCUCUAGGACUGUGCUGCGAUGCAGGCAUCGCAUUGCUUCCCCCUUGCACUACUAUUUCCUUUCCUCGUAGUCUUGCACUUAGUGUAGUCAUUACUAGUUAGUUUGUGCAUGUAUAGUCAGACCAAGUACAUUGAAGCAUUUCAUGUUGUUAGUUUUCUGUUCUUUUCCAAAUUUAAAUUCUCUUCUCCUCGGUGUGUGGAAUCGUUUGCCGACUCCCCACUGUAUUAGUGAGCACAACUUUAUCAUCCUUCUACCGUUUUUUCUCCUUAGUCCUGGUUAACAUUUUCUCUUGGUCUGCGUGUGUAGCCAUGGUUCUGUGAAUUUUUCAAACUAAGCCAA